Molecule: messenger RNA, 1893 nt
Organism: Tilletiopsis washingtonensis
Lineage: Eukaryota; Fungi; Basidiomycota; Exobasidiomycetes; Entylomatales
Product: mitochondrial carrier
Exons: 6
Coding region: 111-1622 (503 amino acids)
Biological process (GO): L-glutamate transmembrane transport; malate-aspartate shuttle; aspartate transmembrane transport
Molecular function (GO): L-glutamate transmembrane transporter activity; L-aspartate transmembrane transporter activity
Source: RefSeq, a predicted model, not a curated record
ACGCACCCGGCCCGGCGCCUUCUCUGUGCGGCACCGCCUCUCGCGUCCGCCUCUUCUCGUCCAUCCUCGUUCGGAGAUCCGUGCCCGUCUCAGGCCGCCGCCUGCCCGCCAUGUCGCGCUUCCUCUCCGGCUUCUUCCAGCCGCUGCACUGCGACGCGCCGGCGCCGCAGUCGCCGGCAUCCGACGCAGAGGAGGACGACGUGGAGCGCUACCAGCAUGCGCACCAGGUCGUCGUGCCGCAUCUGCCCGGCGAGGGCCGCUUCACGCUGACGGCAAAGGUGUAUGCGCCGACACGCGCCACGCCGGCGUUUCAAAAGCACCUCGAUGCCUUCCAGCGCGAGGUGGCAGCGUCGUCGCCAGGCAUGCUCUCGUACAAGGCCUCGACGGUGGCCGGCUCGUCGCCAGAAGAGACGCUCAUUUGCCACGAGCUGAUGAUCUCCGACGACCUGGACCCGCACCCGCUGCCGCCGCCGCGCGUGCGUGGCCCGCCGAAGGCGAAGCAGUCGCAGGAGAAGGCGGAGAGCACGGUAGAGGAGGCGGAGAAGGUCGCCGUCAGCGUGCUGGCCGAGGCGGCACACUCGGCAUACAACUUCGGCCUCGGCGGCAUUGCCGGCGCCACGGGCGCCACGCUCGUGUACCCCAUCGACCUCGUCAAGACGCGCAUGCAGAACCAGCGGUCGUCGGUUGUCGGUGAGCCGCAAAUGUACAAGAACAGCAUGGACUGCGUGCGCAAGGUGUUCCGCAACGAGGGCUUCCGCGGCUUCUACUCCGGCCUGGGCCCGCAAUUGCUGGGCGUGGCGCCAGAAAAGGCCAUCAAGCUCACAGUCAACGACCUUGUCCGCGCGCACGCCAAGGACCCCAACACGGGCGCCAUCACAUUGCCCUGGGAGCUGUUUGCGGGCGGUGCGGCCGGUGGUUGCCAGGUGAUCUUCACGAACCCGCUCGAGAUCGUCAAGAUUCGCCUGCAGGUGGCGGGCGAGCUGGCCAAGUCCGAGGGUGCGGACCGCGUGGCGCGCGGCGCGAUGCACAUCGUCCGCUCGCUCGGCCUCGUCGGCCUGUACCGCGGCGCCUCGGCGUGCCUGAUGCGCGACAUUCCCUUCAGCGCUGUGUACUUUACCGCCUACGCGCACCUCAAGGGCGACGUGUUCAACGAGGGCAAGGGCGGCAAGAAGCUCAGCUUCGGCGAGCUGCUGGCGUCGGCGAGCAUUGCCGGCAUGCCCGCCGCCUUCUUCACGACGCCGGCCGACGUCAUCAAGACGCGCCUGCAGGUCGAGGCGCGCAAGGGCCAGGCGACGUACAACGGCAUUGCCGACUGCUUCCGCAAGAUCAUGCGCGACGAGGGCCCCAAGGCGCUCUUCAAGGGCUCGGCGGCGCGCGUGCUGCGGUCAAGUCCGCAAUUCGGCGCUACGCUCGUGAUGUACGAGACGCUGAAGACUAUGCUGCCGUAUCCCUUCGACACCGUGCAGUCGUCCGAGACGAGCCAGUCGUCGAGCCGGCCGUGGGAGGACCCGUCGCGUGGGCAUGCACGCAACGCCAUGCGCCUGCUGCUCGAGAUGCACGAGGACUUCGGCUCUCCGACGCCGCCGCAGGGCUUCCAGCCGUUUGCAAAGACGCGCCAGUGAGAGCAGCCUCUCGCUGGGUGUGCACUCUCCUCCUCGCAGUCCCUCUUUAUUUGCGUGCAGACGCACCUGUUCGACCUCUAGACUGUCCGCUGCUUGCAGUGCCGGACUCGACAUGCAUCCUGGCCGCCUCAGUCCGCCACUCCUCCCUCCAGACCCCGUACUUCUAUCACGCCCAGCACUCGCGACCUUGUCGCUGCACUACACACCGCGCGCAGAGAGCCGUGCCCACCCAGAGACGGGCGGCAGCCCUCGGCGGCACGCUAAUACACAG